This is a messenger RNA of Glycine soja, 921 nucleotides long. Its product is annotated as F-box/LRR-repeat protein At3g48880-like. NCBI's taxonomy places the organism in Eukaryota, Viridiplantae, Streptophyta, Magnoliopsida, Fabales, Fabaceae. The transcript has 2 exons. Gene Ontology annotation, molecular function: protein binding. The record is from RefSeq and is a predicted model, not a curated record. Bases 1 to 921 code for a protein of 306 amino acids.
AUGGAUAAUAGCAAGUCAGCUGCAAUGAAAGGCGUCUGGAGGAACGAGCUUCUGUCAACUGAUAUUUUAAUAACAAUAUUCAUGAGCCUCAACAUUGCGGACCUUGCAGUUGCCUCACUGGUCUGCAAAAUGUGGAACACAGCUUGUCGUGACCCAUCUCUUUGGGGCAAAAUUGAUUUAUCCAAACUCAAUAACUCAUACUUUUUCAAUAUACCAAAUAAUCAACCAGGAGCUUACAAGCGUACAAGUGGAAAAAUUACUCAAUUCUUAAAGUAUGUUCUAAGUCUGAGUAAUGGAAAUACAAAUUGCUUAGUAUUUAACUACAAUGUUUACUUGACAGAUGAGGAGUUCAUCAUAGCUGCUAAAAGGACCCCAAAUAUGAAACAACUAGUACUACCAAGGAAAGGUGACUUUUCAAGAAAAGCAGUGCAUAUGGCAAUGAAGUCAUGGGGAGGCCUUGAGUCCAUUAACAUUAGCUCUGGUGUCCCCAUUGAUUACAUAUUUCCUGCAAUUCGCGAAUACUGUAAGAGCGUCAGUGGGAUCAAAUUCCAUUGCGAAUUUGAAGAAAAGCACGCAGAAGCCUUGAUUGAAUCUACCCCUAACUUGAAGGUGUUCAGCAUUCGGUCCACGGUAGUGAGCAUGAAGGCUUUGAGGAGUGUGCUCACUUCCUUGGAACAUUUAGAGGCCGUGAACAUCUGUCACAGCUUCAUUAUGGAUAUGUCACAUGAUGGAUUCAGUAUUUUUGCAGUUCAAGAUCUACAAAAGUAUCUGCCCCCAUCAAGUAUGGAAAAGGUUAUCUACUGUGAAGAAGGAUCAUGCCUUAAGUGUCAGUAUGAGCGUAGCAUUGCACCUGGUUCUUUUCUCUACCGUGCACUAGAGGAUAUCUGGCAGGAGGAUGAGAUCACCACACUGGCACAUUAA